AAGUCGAGGGAGAGAAAAGGGAGCAAGCGCAUCGGGGGAACAACAAAAACCAAGGGUUUUGCUUUUGCACUCUCUCUCUCUCUCUCUCUCCAUCACCCAUCGCGUCCCCGUCCCCGCGCGCGCGCGUGGUCUACUUCUUCCCCAACCCCUCCUGCUGCAGAGAGGGAGAAAAUAGAGAGAAAAAGGGAGAGGCUGGAGGAAGAAAGGAAAGAUGACCGUCGAUCUCGUCGCUUCGAACUCCCAUGGGAAUCUCGACUCUCAGAUCGAGCAGCUCAUGCAGUGCAAGCCCCUCUCCGAGCAAGAGGUAAGAACACUAUGUGACAAAGCUAAGGAGAUCUUGAUGGAAGAAAGCAAUGUUCAGCCAGUAAAAAGUCCUGUGACAAUUUGUGGUGAUAUCCAUGGACAAUUUCAUGAUCUUGCCGAGCUCUUUCGUAUUGGAGGAAAGUGUCCAGAUACUAAUUAUUUGUUCAUGGGCGACUAUGUGGAUCGUGGAUAUUACUCUGUUGAAACUGUAACUCUUUUGGUUGCCCUCAAGGUCCGUUAUCCACAAAGAAUCACCAUCCUUAGAGGAAAUCAUGAGAGCCGGCAGAUUACUCAAGUGUACGGGUUUUAUGAUGAAUGUUUGCGGAAGUAUGGAAAUGCAAGUGUCUGGAAGAUCUUCACUGACCUAUUUGACUAUUUUCCACUGACAGCUUUGGUGGAAUCUGAAAUAUUUUGUCUGCAUGGUGGCCUCUCACCAUCUAUUGAGACUCUGGAUAACAUAAGGAACUUUGAUCGUGUUCAAGAAGUUCCUCAUGAAGGGCCCAUGUGCGAUCUCUUGUGGUCUGAUCCUGACGAUCGAUGUGGAUGGGGUAUAUCCCCACGUGGAGCUGGAUAUACUUUUGGUCAGGAUAUAUCCGAGCAGUUCAACCAUACCAACAACUUGAAGCUCAUAGCUAGAGCCCACCAACUUGUCAUGGAAGGUUACAAUUGGGGCCAUGAACAAAAAGUGGUAACCAUUUUUAGUGCACCUAAUUAUUGUUACCGGUGUGGGAAUAUGGCAUCAAUUUUGGAAGUGGACGAUUGUAAAGGUCACACGUUUAUUCAGUUUGAGCCAGCUCCACGUCGGGGUGAGCCAGAUGUGACUCGGAGAACACCAGAUUACUUUUUAUGAUCAAAGAUGUCAUCUUGUUGCUGAUCUUCUGUGGCAGCAAAUUUAGGCUAAUGGCAGGUCGAGAAAGGGGCCACAGGUAAUUAAAUAUUCUGUACUGGGUCAUAAUCUAUUUCGGGCUUAUUGCCUUGUGGGUUUACCAGAGAGCUUGUAAAAUUGAGUUCGCAGUGGGGGCCACUUCUUGUUUGAGCUUUAGAACCGUGCAGACCACCUUCUCUGAAGUCAGGAUGGGUUACAGAGUGGGGGGAGGGUUGCUGUAGCAUGUAUCAUUUCUGAAAAAAGAUGUUUCUUUGAGGUUUCGAGAGAAAGGUAUCAUCUUUUGUUAUUUUUUUCCAUGCCACGAUUUUUGUUUUACCAGAUUCUCUUUCCUAUUCCAGUAUAUCAUUAAUUCAGUGCC
Messenger RNA from Nymphaea colorata (pocket water lily), 1547 nucleotides. Its product is annotated as serine/threonine-protein phosphatase PP2A-2 catalytic subunit. The record is from RefSeq and is a predicted model, not a curated record. Bases 212 to 1153 code for a protein of 313 amino acids. Gene Ontology annotation, biological process: mitotic cell cycle; peptidyl-serine dephosphorylation. NCBI's taxonomy places the organism in Eukaryota, Viridiplantae, Streptophyta, Magnoliopsida, Nymphaeales, Nymphaeaceae. Gene Ontology annotation, molecular function: protein serine/threonine phosphatase activity. The transcript has 11 exons. Gene Ontology annotation, cellular component: cytosol.